Messenger RNA from Oppiella nova, 5859 nucleotides. The record is from the annotation of a GenBank genome assembly. Lineage: Eukaryota; Metazoa; Arthropoda; Arachnida; Sarcoptiformes; Oppiidae.
AUGCCUCCAAUCGGUAACAAUGACCACGACUUGAGUCCUAAGAGUAAUACAAAUAAUGACAAUAAGAAGAAUACGAAUGAAAUGAAUGGUAAUACGAAUGGAGAGAAUAAGAGCGAUGAAAGUGAAAGAGAAAGUGAUAAACGUUUGCCAAAAAAGGAGGUCAACAGUGAUAAGAGAGUGGACGAGGGCUUUGUCAGCGACGGUAGUGAAAAGAAAGUGAUCAAAAGCUCCCAAAACAAACAGCUCACCACUGAUCAGACAACAGCACCUAAAAAACCUAUCGCUCAGGAUAUUUAUGCCGACUUACAGGUCUCGCCAUCAAAAAAGCGUACAUCCAAUACACCCAUACAAGUGCUACAACAGGUCGACCUCAAGGAUGCAACCAAUUCAGUGGAUAACCAUACAAACCAUACGCUCACUAAUGGACUCAAUGGUGAUAAAAGACAGGCACCGGCACCCAAAGAUAUGUACGGCCAGUUCCCGGUGUCUCCAAUCAAAUUUUCGGGACCCGUAACUCCGGUUCAAAAACUACAAACCGUUACUCUUCAGGAAACACACCAAGAGAUCCAACGAUCAAAACUUGAAGCAACAGAUCAUAGGCGCCAAACCAGACCAGACGCCAAGAUUCUCGAACAAAUCCACGUCUCAAUUCCUGUCCAACAAUUGGACAUCACAGCACCGGUUCCAGUGUCACCAUUACCAUCACCACCACCACAACACUCUGUUCGAGCCAUACACCCGACGCCAUCGAAACCACUUCCCCCGACAUCAUUGACACCAAAACCAGUCCGUUUGGAUCCCAUGUACUCUCCAUCGCCUUCUCGUUCACCAAAAACACAACAACAGUCACCACAACCAACAACACAACCAACUCGUCUCACUCCCAAACCAUCACCAGCUCCGUCGCGUUCUCCUUCUAGGGAGAGGGAGAGGGCUCCAGCCCCUGACCUUCCGGUGCCAUCUCCAAGACCGUCGCGCAAAGAUAUUCCUCCGCGAAAAGACUUCCAAAACAAACCAAAACAAACACCAAACAAGAAAACUUCAAAGGAAAGGGAUUCAAAUCAGGUGUCCUCUAAAGAUAGGAGUCUUUCUAAAGAUCGGUCGCCGGGACAAAAGGGUGGCUCUCGACAGGCCGUCAGGAAAUCGUCGUCACAGCAGUCGGCGGCUCUUUUAGACCUGUCAUAUCUGGACGAACCCAUCGCUUCGACGGCCCCUUUGGGCACUAAAAACAAAGCGCCGGCAGAUUUUAGUCAUAAGUUAAUAGCUUUAUGUCGUAAAGGGGAUUGGGUUGGAGUGGACACUGUCAUCAAGUAUGCCUUCAAACAUAACAUCGAACCAGAAGUGAAUGCAGUGUCAGAGAACUCCGGAUGGUCUCCAGUGAUGUUUGCCGUCAAAGACAAUCGCAUCCAAAUUGUUGAACAACUCUUGGACUUAGGAUAUCCUGUCAACACUCGGGCCAAGGACGGCAUAACAGCUGUCCAUUUGGCCUGUGCUUUCGCCAGAGAAGACACUAUUAGACUCUUGUUAGUCAACAGAGCAGACCCUAUGAUACCUGGAGGGGAAAAGAACCAACUUCCAAUUCACGUGUUGGCACAAAAACCCACCGGUGCUGUUGUCAUACCACUGCAACUUAUAUUGAAGUCUUGUCCUAAAGAAGUUCGUAUCACUCCAGACAGUGUCAAGCAAACUUCAAUGAAAAGGCCCACAACUGGUGAGACGGCUCUUCACUUAGCUAUGAAGAAGAAAGACUUAGAAAUGAUGCGAUUGCUUGUCGAUAAUGGAGCCAAUACUGACGCACAGAAUGUAUGUCCACUUCAUUUGAUUCAUUCAAAUUAUAAUCUCAUGUACUCUUAUCAAUGUGCUGAUGGACAGACAGCUCUUCAUUUAGCAGCCAUUAUGGGUGAAGAGCCAUAUAUUAAAUUUCUACAUAUGGUGAACGCUAACCCUAAUGUUCAGGACAAACUCGAGAGAACCCCUCUUCAUUUGGCCACAGAGAACGGUCACAUGAAAACUGUAGACUUCCUCACCGAAAAGUUUAAAGCAUCCGUUCAUGAAAGGACCAAGGCUGGUGCCAAACCCAUUCACAUGGCAGCAAGUCGUGGUCACACAGAAGUCGUCAAAUCAAUUAUACAAAAAGGAGAGAGCGUUGACGCCAAGACCAAUGAAGGCUUUACGGCCCUUCACAUAGCCGUGCAAUCGGGACACGAGAAAGUAGUGGAAACGCUGCUCGGAAUGGGAGCAGCCGUUCAAUUGACUGCCGGCAAGAAUGGAGAAACACCUUUACAUACGGCCUCCAGAAUAGAAAAUGGCAUCAAAUGUGUCGAAAUGCUUAUUAAAAGUGGCGCUCAAAUCAAUGCCGUCGAAGACAAUGGCGAGACUCCACUGCAUUUCGCCGCUCGACAGGGAUUCCUCGAAACGGCUAAACUGCUGCUCGAAGACAAAGCAAACCCUUCCCUUCAAAACAAUACCGGAGAAAACGCAUUACACAUAUCGGUGAAGGACUGUCACUACCCUAUCGUUGAGAAUAUAAUCCAAUACACGACCCAAACGGCCAACAAGGAUGACGCCAAGAAACUGGUCAACCAGUCGAACAAAAAUGGCGAGAGUUCUGUGCACUAUGCGGCCAACCUUUUGUCCAAAAAUGCCCACUACCAGAAUGAGGACAGGGAUAUGAUGCGACUCCUACUCCAGACAGGGGGAAACCCUUUGCUCGAAACCACAGAAAACGGAUGGCCACCGCUAUUCUAUGCGUGCUCUCAGGGACACCCAGACAUCAUUCGGAUGCUCCUCAACCAGAACGCCCGGGUAGACGUGUUCGAUGAGAGAGGUCAGGCGGCGCUCCACAUCGCAGCAGAACUGGGACACGAAGAAGUGGUCGAUAUAUUGUUGGCUUCCAAUGCCUUCGUCAACGUCAGAAACAAACAUGGGAUGACCCCGCUACAUUUGGCUGCACGUAGGGGAUUCAACUCCAUUGUCAAACAGCUAGUCAUAUCUCACGGCGCUCUACUCGACGCCUUCACUCUGACAAAGCAAACGCCACUGCAUUUGGCGGCAGAGAACGGACAGUUGGAAGUAUGCAAUACAUUGCUCACUAUGAAGGCCGACGUGAACGCCACAGACAAUCACUCUCAAACACCAUUACACUUGGCUGCAGAGCACGACCACUCGGAAGUACUCAAACUGUUUCUUAAGCACAACCCCGAGAGACUGUCGGUGCCCAACAAGAAUGGCUAUACCUGUGCCCACAUAGCGGCAGCCAAAGGGAGUGUGGCUGUCAUUCGGGAGUUGAUGCGACUGAACCAGGAGUCUGUCAUUAAUGCCAGGAUAUCGAAAACAAAGUCAACGACUUUGCAUUUGGCAGCUGAAGGCGGACACGUCGAAGUGGUUCGCGUGUUAUUACAAGCGGGGGCUAAGGCUACCGAUGAGAACGCCGAGGGAUAUACAGCACUGCACUUGGCGGCAAAGAACGGUCACAUCAAAGUACUCAGUGCUCUGAAGGAACAGUCGACUGCCCACUGGAAGGUUUGCUCGAGAAGGAUUGGGUUGACGGCACUGCACGUGGCGGCGGCCUUUGGACAGGCAGACUUCGUGGGCGAAAUGCUGACUCAAGUGCCCGCCACCAUCAAGAGUGAACGCCCACUCAUCGAUCCCAGCGGUGAUUACGGCAUAACUCCAUUGCAUUUGGCCUCACAAUCGGGUCACGAGAGUGUCGUGCGUUUGCUACUCAACAGUCAGGGCGUGACAGUGGACGCGCCUACAGAAGUAGUGGGAACAAUUCCUAUGCAUUUGGCAGCACAGGGAGGGCACCUACUUGUUGCCGGUCUUCUUAUAAGUCGCACUACUGAGCAGUUAUACCGAGCAGACAAAUACGGCCGAACACCACUUCAUUUAGCUGCAUCUUAUGGGCACCGGGAUAUGGUUAACCUGUUGCUAGGACAGGGCGCUCAGAUCAACACUCAGGAUAAUAGAGGGUGGUCUCCAUUGCAUUACGCGGCCAGACAUGGCUUCCUAGAGGUGGUGCAACUUCUAAUGGAUAGCGGGGCCGACCCAACACUGCGAGCAAAGGACGGUCGAGUGCCUCUAUGCUGUGCUGCAGGUGCCGGACAUUUCCAGGUCUUGAGUUAUCUCUUUAAGAAAGAACACAACGCUCUGAGUCUAAUGGAAGACAAAUCGUUUCUGUUGGAUUUGAUGGUGUGUUCCAAACAACACGAGAACAAACCGAUCCAAGAGUUCAUAUUAGUGUCUCCGGCGCCCAUCGACACUGCUGUCAAAUUAGCCAAAUGUUACGAAAACCUGUCGCAGAAGGAAAAGGACAGAACCCGCGAUCUGGUGGCCGCGUCCGAGUACUGCGACCAAAUCGCCACAGACCUGCUGUCCAUCGCCGCCACCACUAACAACGCGGGCCGACUCCUGAGGGCCGUCGACCACAAGGGCACGGAGUUUCUCGACGUACUGAUCGAGUUGGAGCGCAAGGAUGUGGUGGCCCAGCACGCCGUGCAGCAGUACCUGACCAACGUGUGGAUCGGCAACAUGAAGUGGGCCGGUUGGAAGUUCCUCGUCCUCUUCUUCUCAUUCCUCGUGUGUCCCGUCAUUUGGGUUGUCGUGUCGUGUCCUAUAGGCAACCGCCUGUCCAACAAACCCAUCAUUAAGUUUAUGCUGUACUUAGUGUCGCACAUCUUCUUCAUCGUAAUCCUCACGUUCACGACAGUCAACCCAUGGCUACCCCUCUACAAGAACGUGGGUCAGUGGCCGCAUUGGCACGAGUGGCUGUUGGCCACCUUCGUGUUGGGCGUAUUCCUCGCUGAGCUCACGAACCCGGCCGACAGGGACGGCUUGGGGGGCAUCAAAGUGGUGGUGGUGUUCGUGUGCUUCAUAGCCGUCAUCGUGCACCUCAUGGCCAUCAUAUCGGGAGUGUUCGAGUUGUUGGACGAGGAAAGGCGUCUAGUGAUGCUCUACAUACGCAACCAACUGCUGGCAGUGGCGCUGUUGCUGUCGUUCCUCGAGUUCCUCAACUUCCUCACGUUUCACCACUUGUUCGGCCCCUGGGCUGUCAUCAUACGCGACCUCAUCAAAGACUUGCUCCGAUUUCUGGCCAUUUUAGGCAUUUUUAUGGUCGGAUUCUCACUCCAUGUGUGCGCUAUAUAUCAGCCCGUUUUCCAGCCGCCGGACACCAUCAACGGCACCCUUCCCUCCGUGGGACAGGAGUUCCAGUCGCCGCUCGACACGUUCGAGAUGUUGUUCUACGCCCUGUUCGGUCUGGUGGAGCCCGACUACAUGCCUCCCAUGCACCUCAGCCCCCCCAUUGCCAAAGUGAUCAUGAAGUUGGUGUUCGGCAUCUACAUGAUGGUGACGGUGGUGGUGCUCAUCAACCUGCUCAUCGCCAUGAUGUCCAACACCUAUCAGCGCAUUCAGGCGCAGUCCGACACGGAGUGGAAGUUCGGAAGAGCCAAACUCAUCAGGAAUAUGAACCUCACGUCUCCCACACCGUCGCCCAUCAACGUCUUCAUCGGCAUCCCUUACAUGGCGUACCAGAAGUUGGAGCGCAUCCGCAAUGAACGCAAGGGACGGGUAGGUCUGGCGACGGCCGCACUCGCCCACAGACCCAGUGUUGUGGCGACCAAACAGUGGCUUCAGGGCCAGAGACGCGCCUCCAGAGCCACCAGUCAUAUGAGUCGCACUCUCGGGCCCUCCAUGGCUGACGAGGGAGAGGCUCCCAAACCCAUCACCGAUGUCAUCAACUGGCCCUCCAUUGUCAAGAAGUACCUCGAGUUCAUCGGUGCCAUCGGUGUGGGCGGUGAGGAACAGGAGGACAAGGAGGACAACCAAGACCAGGACAACAAGUCCGAGUCCAACGUGUGA